UGUCAAUCAAAAUUAUAACAAAAAAAGUCUCUAAAUUCCCCCGUACGCGUACCGUCGCAAGUCGCCGCCCGCAGCAGAGCCCUGGAUGGAGAGCGCUCACCGCGACGACGACCUCUCGCCGGAGGCGGCGAGGAUGCUCCGCGAGAUGGCGCUGCGGGGUCGCGAGGAGGGAGGGGAGCCCGAUCUGCCCGACGAGCAGCUGCGCUCCAACGACCAGCUCCAGCAAGACGAGAUGUUAGCGCUGGAGGCAAUUUAUGGGGACAAGAUACGCAUCUUUGGUGAAAAGGCUAUACCGCGGUCUUUCCAGAUCCUGGUGUACUGUGAAAUUCCAGAUGGUAUCAAUGUAUAUGUAGAGCCAUUCCAGGGUGAUGAUGAUGAUGACACAAAGAGCCAGUUCCCGGAAAACUUUAGUAUCGAGCACUUGGCUCCACUAUCACUGACAUGCCUCAUGCCUCCAUCGUACCCAAGCCAUCAUCCUCCAUACUUUACUCUUGGUGUACAAUGGUUGGAUAAUGUGCAGGUUUCCUCCCUUUGUCACAUGCUCGACUUGAUCUCGGCGCAACAACCUGAACAGGAAGUUGUUUAUGAGUGGGUGCAUUGGCUGCAGAGCUCUGUGCUUUCUCAUCUUGGUUUUGACAACGGAAUAGUCAUACGACAGCCUCAUAGUGCGGUCAGUCAAGUGGAUUUUCGGGUUGUGGGAGAGAUUUUGUCUGCAGAGUCUGUCGUUCAACAGUUGAUCAGCUACAAUGAGGACCAAUGCCAUGAAUCCUUUCUCCACGGGCUUCAUACCUGCAUGAUUUGCUUCAGCGAGUACACAGGCGUUGAUUUUGUAAAGCUUCCAUGCCAGCAUUACUUUUGCCAGAGGUGCAUGGAGACUUACUCAAGGAUUCAUGUCAAGGAAGGAACAGUACUCAGAUUGGUGUGCCCUGAUAACAAGUGUGGAGGGAUUAUUCCUCCUAAUCUACUGAAGAAGUUGUUAGGAGAUGCAGAUUUUGAACGGUGGGAAAGGUUGGUACUUCAGAAGGCUCUAGAUUCAAUGUCUGAUGUAGCUUACUGUCCAAGAUGUGGAAUAGCUUGCCUGGGAGACAAGGACAAUGCCCUGUGCUCCAAUUGCCUCCUCAACUUCUGCACACACUGCAGAAAUCUUUCUCACACAGGGAGGACCUGCAUUGUUCUUACUCCAGAAGAAAAACUUCUCACCUUACAGGAACGUGCAAAAGUGCGCCGCUUGAGCAAAGGCGAAGUUGGCAUGAUAAUUAGCUUGGCAAAUGAAAUAUUUAGCAUCAAGGAAGUGCUCCGUUCUUCCGUUCCAUGUCCCCAUUGUGGUAUCGCCAUUACACGUGUGUCUGGCUGUAACCACAUGCUUUGCAGGAAAUGUGGUAAACAGUUUGACUAUGACCUUGCUGGAAGACAUAAUGUCAGGGCUGUUGAUUUCAUCAAAGAUGUCGAGGUUCAGAAAGAAGCAAGAGCGAGACUGUCCGCCAGCUUCAAACAACAUCCGUGCCCGAAAUGCCACCAGCCACACCACAAGGUAAAGUUGUUCUGGCUUUUCAGAUAUCAGUCUUUUUCAUCAUUUUUUCACCUGGCGUUGGGAAAUGACUUCACCGACUCGCUUGUUUUGUGUGAAAUAAACACUGACUCUGGUAUGAGCCGAUGGGGAACAACAACCACAUCCUGUGCUUGGCAUGCCAAGUUCAUUACUGUGCUCUGUGUCGGAAGGUGGUGCGGAAGAGCUCAGAGCACUAUGGCCCCAGAGGGUGCAAACAGCACACUGUCGACCCCGUGUUCGCUCAGACUAGAACAAAGAACAAUGAUGACUCUGGAUCAGAACUUGUGUGAAACGAUACAAAGGGAGAGCAUUGGUUUGGGCUACAUUACUCUGUUCUUACAUGUUUAUUUUCGUGAUGUUACAUGCAUAUAUACAGUCUGGAAUAGCAAUAGUUACACCUAGAACGUAUUUUUAUGGAACAUGUUACUGAAGAUCAGCGAACCUCUGAAUUCACGACAUUGGUGCUUGUAGGUUGGGGAGCAUCAGUUGUAUUGUUGCAAAGCUUGCUAGAUUCAGUACAGCAUAAUGUUUGGGAGCAUCAGUUGUAUUGUUGCAAAGCCUGCUAGAUUCAGUUGAGCAUAAUGUUUAGCACUUGCGGUUGGAAACGUUGGACUGUUGAUACGGUA
Molecule: messenger RNA, 2175 nt
Organism: Triticum aestivum (bread wheat)
Lineage: Eukaryota; Viridiplantae; Streptophyta; Magnoliopsida; Poales; Poaceae
Product: E3 ubiquitin-protein ligase RNF14
Exons: 5
Coding region: 86-1951 (621 amino acids)
Biological process (GO): protein ubiquitination
Molecular function (GO): protein binding; zinc ion binding; ubiquitin-protein transferase activity
Source: RefSeq, a predicted model, not a curated record